Camarhynchus parvulus is the source of this 7338-nucleotide messenger RNA. RefSeq names its product erythrocyte membrane protein band 4.1 like 5 (gene EPB41L5). Lineage: Eukaryota; Metazoa; Chordata; Aves; Passeriformes; Thraupidae. The coding region runs from base 311 to 2611 and encodes 766 amino acids. The transcript has 26 exons. Gene Ontology annotation, cellular component: cytoskeleton. The record is from RefSeq and is a predicted model, not a curated record. Gene Ontology annotation, molecular function: cytoskeletal protein binding.
CUCGUGUGGGGUCGCGCCUCGGGCUUGGGGCUGGCUCCCCACACAGCUCCGGGUGUGUGCCGGGAAGCGCCGUGGCUGAGGGGCGCUCGCCCGUCCUGCCGGAGCCAUUCCUGCUCGGAGAGCUGGGAGCGCGGCUCUGAGGCGGGAAGGAUCGCUUAUCGCUUGUUUUCGAUGGGAGAGGUGGAGCUGUGAGCCAGGAAAGGAGCCGGUGGUAUGUAGCGCUCAGUUGCCUCCCAGCUGUGCAAGAUCACCGUCUCGGAGGAGCGCGCCGUGGCGUUUGUAUUAUUGGAAGAUUGCAGAGAACACAAAGAUGCUGAGCUUUUUCCGCCGCACGCUGGGACGCCGGUCCAUGCGAAAGCAUGCGGAGAAGGAAAGGCUGCGAGAGGCCCAGAGGGCUGCAACCCACAUCCCUGCAGCUGGGGACGCCAAAUCCAUCAUCACCUGCCGAGUGGCGCUGCUGGACGGCACAGAUGUCAGCGUGGACUUACCGAAAAAAGCCAAAGGCCAGCUCCUGUUUGAGCAAAUCAUGUAUCAUCUGGACCUUAUCGAAAGUGACUACUUUGGAUUAAGGUUCAUGGAUUCAGCACAAGUGGCACAUUGGCUGGACAACACCAAAAGCAUUAAAAAGCAAGUUAAAAUUGGCCCCCCAUAUUGUCUGCAUUUUCGUGUAAAGUUUUACUCAUCAGAGCCCAACAAUCUACGUGAAGAGCUAACAAGGUAUUUAUUUGUUCUGCAGCUGAAACUGGAUAUUCUUAGUGGAAAAUUGGAAUGUCCUUUUGACACUGCUGUCCAGUUGGCAGCUUAUAACAUGCAAGCUGAACUUGGAGACUAUGAUCCUGCUGAACAUGUCCCUGAGCUGGUGUCUGAGUUCAGAUUUGUUCCCACUCAGACUGAAGAGAUGGAAUUAGCUGUUUUUGAGAAGUGGAAGGAAUGCAGGGGCCAAACACCAGCACAGGCUGAAACUAACUACUUAAACAAAGCUAAGUGGCUGGAAAUGUAUGGCGUAGACAUGCACAUAGUCAAGGCAAGAGAUGGCAAUGAUUACAGCCUGGGACUAACACCUACAGGAGUUCUUGUCUUUGAAGGAGACACAAAGAUUGGUUUGUUUUUCUGGCCAAAGAUAACAAGGCUUGACUUCAAGAAGAACAAACUCACUCUGGUUGUUGUUGAAGAUGAUGAACAGGGAAAGGAGCAGGAGCACACUUUUGUCUUUAGACUGGAUCAUCCCAAAGCCUGCAAACACUUGUGGAAGUGUGCAGUGGAGCACCACGCCUUCUUCCGGCUCCGGGGGCCUGUCCAGAAAAGCUCCAGUCGGUCUGGCUUCAUUCGCCUGGGCUCUCGCUUCCGAUACAGUGGGAAAACAGAAUAUCAAACCACAAAGACCAACAAAGCCAGGAGAUCAGCAUCCUUUGAAAGAAGGCCCAGCAAGAGAUACUCAAGACGAACCCUGCAAAUGAAAGCAUACACUGCUAAACUGGAAGAAACAAGUGCUGCAAACAAUGCUGUUAUCAGCCAAACUAAUGGAUCACAAAGCUGGAAUGCAAAGCCAAACCUACCUGUCCUAACAGCGGUUCCUUCUGCACCAGUCUUAGUGGAAAUAGAAAACCUCCCAAGGAGCCCAGGAGCCAGCCAGCAAGAUAAGAAGUGCAUACCUCUUGUUGAUUUGCUAGACAGCACAGACUUGCCAGAAACUUGUGUGGAUGAUGCCCUGGGCCGUCCAGUUGUUGGCUUGGCAGCAGGAGAUUCAGAAGAGGCUGUUAGUUGCCCUCCUCCUGGCACGAAGGAAACUGUUGCAGACAAAGCAGACUCUGAUCCAUUUGAAGACACAUUUCUAAAACUGAAACAGUUGGAGACAGAGUGCAGCAGCCCCGUGCCGACUGAGCGUCCCAACGUAAACAUAAACGUCCAGGAUGAAGUGGUGAAGUUGACAGAUAAAUGUCUUAACAAUGCAAUUGAGAGCCCAAUGGUAGCAGCAAAGUGGCUUCCAGCAGAUCUCAAAAGCAAUAUCCUGAAGGCCCAGGCAGAAGCAGGACACAAGGUUGGAAAAGAUGACAGCAUGACAGGUGUCAAGAAUUCCAAUAUUCAGGAGGCUGCUGCCAGGAACCUUAUCCUGUCAGGCAAAUCACAGAGCAGCCCCCCGGCAACCAGUCCAGUAUUUCAAGAUCCAAGAGAGCUGCUGAGAGCAAUCCCUGCUUCAAACACCCUUGUUCCUAAUACCUUGAAUGAGGACAAUGCUGACUCUAACCAUGAGGACCUGCUAAUUCCAGCUAAUCUGGCUCCAGCUGAGGAGGCUGCUGUUUCAAAGAGCACUCCAGAUGACCAGGACGUUUCCUUAACAUCACUGACAGAGAAUCUUAUUGACUUUACAGAAGCCACACCUCGGGUGUCUUCUCAGCCCAUUGUAACACCAAGGUGGAUAGUGCCAACUGGACUGAUUUCCAACGGGCCUUUGGGAAAUAACGUUGCCUUAUCUUUGAAGGCAGUGAAAGGCAGCACAGAGACCCUGAUGUCCUCAGGUGGGCUGACACCAUCCCAGCAGGCACCUGAAGUGAGCCCAGUUACUGAGGAUGCUACAAUAAGAACAAAAUGUUUACUCACCACUGAACUCUAGAAGAAGGAGUCUCUGAAACUCUCACCUUGUAAAGACUCAAAUCUUCUAACAUAUCUCCAUGGGAUCCUUCCAAAAGACUUGCUUGGGAUCAAACUCAUUCUGAAUGGGAGUCAGACAGCCAGCUGAUUUGCCAGGACCCAGGAAGAGACUUCUGCAUUUUUCACAAUAACUGGAACUGCAGCCUGAGCUGGGAUGUGAAAUCACAUGCACAUUUGAUCUUCUCCUUCGGGAGAAGUGAACUGUCACCCUGGAGCUAGUUCUGAACUGAGGAAAAGAAAGCAGCUGUGUCCUGCUCGUGCUGGUUGAUUGUUCCUUGCCCUGAGCUGGCUCUGGUGCUGGAAGGUGUCGCAGAGCUGUGGGGUGUGAGCUGGGGCCCUGAUGGCUGCGGGAUAAUGAACGUCGCAGGGAUGAGGAGAACUCGCAGGGCCACCUCGUGGCCGUGCCCUGCACAGGGAUCUCCAUGGUGGUCACUGUCCCUUCCGUAACAGCCAAGGACAUUUUCUUCUGUGUGAUUAUUCUCUCUGGUUUUCCCUCGUUGUACCAACACAUACUCUCCUUUUUGGCCUUAACCCCUUAAUAAUCCUUGCACACCCUGUUACAGUACCUGGAACGCAUGAAAAUCUAGUCCAUUAGUGACCAGCUAUGUAGACUGGAUUUGAGCUGCUGCACACUGCAGCCAGGAAAAUGCAAAUUACCUGCCAAACAGCUUGUAGCAUUAGCAGAAUACUUACUGAUAAUCUCAUUUCCUACAUGAUUCAAAUACAUGCAUUUUAGACUAGAGAUCUGUAUGUUUUAAGAGCCAAAGCAGUGAAGGUGUGAGUGCAGCUUGCUUCAGGAAUUGCUUAUUGAUUAGUAUUGCUGUCUUCUAAGACUAGAAAGGAAAACAGUUUUCUUGUUUCUCUUCAUGCUGUUUCUGGGUGUUUUUUCCAGACACUAUGCUUAAGGAAUACUUACCAGGUAUUUUUGCAGCAUGAGAUCAGUUUUUAACACCACUUUGAAUCCUGUUCUAAGUGUCAUUUAAUAGUUGUAUGUGGGACAAAUAACAGAAAGACUAGGGUGAAAAUAGGAAAAAAGGGUGAAAAAUUGCUGUAAGCAAUUCACUUCUUUGUAGAAGGAAGCUAAGAGCACACACUGCACAGUGUGAAGGGACUUUGGGUGCCCAGGUGAAGUUUGGGGUACAGUGCAUACAGUUCAGAGAUCAUUUGAGCUCUGGGCAGCAGUAUUAUCACACGGACCCUGGUGAUGUAGCCUGUGAAAAAAAUAAUGCAGAGUCAGAGGGAGGAGAAACAAAGAUGAUGAAUCCCACAUCUAACAGGGAAGCACAGAUGAAACAACUGUGAUCUUUCUUUCUGAGGAAGAAGUUUGAACCUGUGACUGAGGUUGGAGGGUGUUUUCUGCGUAGUGCUGCUGUUUGUAGAUACUUACAUGCAUGGGGUUCUUAAAAACAAACUUAAAUGUGAAAAUUGGUUCUGGAUCCUGUAUGCACAACAUUUCUGCCCACUGGCUGUGUGCACGUGUCUCAGUGUAAACAAAGGUUUGGACUAAACCACUAUGGGUUGUGCAAGUGAGCUGGGCCCAGCGAGGCUGCUGCAUUCAGACCAAGCUGUUCAUGCUGCUGUUGCUCUCAGAGAAGCCACGUGGAUUUUACAUGACCCACUGCCACGUCUCAAAACCCUUGAGGCCUUAACAGAGGAAUGUAGGGACCAGAGAAGGCUCCUAGGACUGACAUACCAGAGUGACUCUGCAGGCAGUGAUUUGCAGCCAUUGCCUCAAGAGCCAGGAUUUCAGGAUUAGUGGCAGGUGCUGCAGGUGCCUCUCCAGACAGCACCAGAGCAGCCCACGGGCAGGUCCUGCUCCCGCGCUGCCGGAUGAGCAGAGCCACUGCCCCAGCCAGGCACAGGAUUCCUGCUCCCAGCCCUUCAGCUCUCUCAUUGCUACUUCCAGUUGAGUAUUGGCUUUUUUUUAUGCUUUUAAGUCUCAGCCUUACUGCUUAUUAAAAUGUAGAAGAUUCCUGAUUUGAAUAUCAAAUGUCUUAUUCUGGAUUAAUAAUGCAGUUGCCAGCAAAGUUCCUGCAGGAAAAGGGAAGCAAUGGCUGCAACAGUCUGCUUUCUGCACAAAGCCAGGACUGUGUGUGGAAACUUGGCACUUGUUAUUCAUCUGUUUGCUCAGCAGCUGAGCUGGCAUUCACCAGCUACAUGUGUUGGGUUUGUAAAUAGACAGAAUGCAGUAGCAUUUUCUUAGGCAUGUUUGAUAUUUGGCUCUUCCCGUUGGGUUCAGGAGCUCUGCGAACUGUCAGCUUGAAUCCCUCCCAAAACUGGAAUAACAGAAGUUUACAGUUUUCCAGCACUGUGUGUUGAAUACCAUCCUUAGAUUCCUCCCAAGCCAUCACAGCAAAUAACAAGUAAAUAGCGUGUGGUGAGUGUGUCCCCUGAAAUCGAAAUGGUUCCAAAUAACCAACUGUUAUUUCAGCAUGGUCAGGAUAGCCGUGUUUGGAGGGUAAUGUUGCAAUUACACACAUGCACACACACAGAAACUUCAAAGGGGUGAGGCUUUCCUCAAUUUUCAGAGGACUAAUAUUUGAAACUUCACAUAAAAAUGCAAACAUUUCAACUGGUAAAUUGGGAACUUGCAAUAACUUACAGAUUUGGGGCUACAAACCCAACUCUUCCCAGCAAAAUCUGACACUUGGAGCAACUAUUCACUCAAUUUACCUUGACAUAGCUUACUUAUCUAACCAAAUCAUUGCUUAUGUAGGGAGCCUGGCGAGACCAAGGUGACACAGGUUUGUGAUCUGAACAUCCUGCAGUUUGGCAUCACUGUUCUGGUUUGCAGUUAGAAGUACUGUGUUACAACAUGACUGCCUAACUGGUAAUGUAGCAUUCCUCAUCACCUGCAUUUUAUCAAAAUAGGGGUAAUAGUUCCUACAGUUAGUGUUAUAAAGUAUCAGUUAAUGCCUGUGUGCUACUGAGAAAAAAGGAUUUUCCUGCCAUUACUAUACUAUUGAUUGAUUGGCUAUAAGGGUCCAAGCAUGUUCUUAAAGUCUAUUUUUUGGUAUUUAUUUAAAGAGAUUUAUAAAUAAAGCUUUUGUGUGAAUCUGGUGUCAGGAUGUUGGCAGGUCUGCCAACCACUGAAAAGCUGUAAGAGUUGACAGGGAUGAAUGAAUGAAUGAAUACUAAGUGAUUGCAUCUGACAGUAAAAGUGAUUUUACUCCAGUCACAUUCUGUGACUGGAGUAAAAGGUUUUAUAGAAAUCUUGGUGUUUAUAAUAACAGCAUCCCUGCCCUUCUCUCAAACUGAUUAACCUGAGAGAGAUGCAUUUCAGUCUCAUCCAUUUAAGAGUCUGCAUGUGCUGUGUGCAUUUACAGGCUUAGGAAAUGGGCAUUAAAACGUGGGAGUUGAGGCUUUCUUACACCAGAAUUAAGAGAAUCUCUUCUUUAGUUCAGUAGUAAUAGAGUUUAAUAUUAGAUAAUUUAUAGGACAUAAAUUACCUACUUACCUGUUAAUCAGUCAUGGUUAAUGAAUUGUAUUGAAUGUAUUUGAUUUUAAACUUAAAUUUUUCUCAUAUUUUGUCAAAGACACACAGCUGUGUAAGGCAAUUUUGGACAAUUUUUUGGACACACCUUUGGCAAGAAAAUUUGCAGCCCUGUUAGAGAAGCUCAGGUGAACAGUGCAGCUAUGUGUGGGUCUCUGUACAAGCUGUUUGCAGCCCUUGCCUGCUUUCCCUUUGUCUGCACCCUGCUCCUUCCUUCUCAUUUCAUGAAGCAAAGACAUACUCUUGGGAUGAGCAUGUCCUUCACAAACAGCACUGGAUGUAUUUUUCACAUUGUGAACGUAUUUUGGUACAACCCAAAUCUACUGGUGAAGUGAUAGCAGCUAGCAGCCAGCUAGCAUUUAAAGCUCUGUCUGGGCACAUAGUGUUUCUGAGUUUAGGAAGCUGUAGUAUCUAUAUACAUAUAUAUAUAUAUAUAUAUAUAUGUAGCUGUUAGACACUGUAAUGUCACAGCUUUCAAAUGCAGCUGGACAAUCAUAACUUUUCAACCAAAAGAUAGACCAGUAUAUACUAAUGGCCUUUCAGUGACACAGGUGUGAUCCGGGUGUGUUUGCUCCAGGUGUUGGCACCACCGACAGGAGUGCAGGGCCCUCCCCACAGUGCCGGGCAGAGGCAGAGCUGCAGUGGCUCCAGGCAGUGCUGGCGGGGAUGCUCAGCACAGCCCCUUAAAGCCAGGCCCGGCUCGGUGUCACAGGCGGCUCCGUGUGGCUGCUGGCCUGAGGAGCAGGCACUGCCGGCAGCGCUGCCACACCCACAGGGCCGGGAGCCCCAGGAUUCUCCUGCAGAAUUCACCUCCUUUAGACUGCUUGACUUGAGCACUCUGCUCCUAAACACACACACCACCCCCACCUAUAUAACUGGACAAACUUAUUUUUAAAGUAUAUAAGAAUAUUUUUUUAGCUAGAUUUGUUUUGUUAAAGCCGCACUAACUACUGUAUUUUUACUUUUUAUAUGUAAAGCUUGGCAAUAGCUCUCAAUGUAUAAUUUAUUUGUUGGGUUUUUUAUAAAACGAAGUGCACCCUCUUGCUUCUGAUUCACAACACUGGUGAUGUAUGAACUGUCUUAGGCAUUGCACUGAGAUCUGUAUUGAAACUGUACAUGGGAACAUGUAGAUCUGUAGUCCACUCAACCCAGUCUUGGAAUAUUUGUACUGUAGUUUUGUCUUAAAUACACCAUGU